This is a messenger RNA of Misgurnus anguillicaudatus (oriental weatherfish), 1770 nucleotides long. Lineage: Eukaryota; Metazoa; Chordata; Actinopteri; Cypriniformes; Cobitidae. The record is from RefSeq and is a predicted model, not a curated record.
ACUUGUGGUAACAUAAGCAGUGGGACGUGUGGUGAGUCUUCACUAUAUUUAGUGCAGCUACACACACAUGUGCCUGCAUUGCUCAUAUUCUGAAAGCACAUGGGCUUUAAAACGUCAGCAUUAAGCUUGGAUAUACAGAGUGUAGAUGUAAAUAAGAGGAUGUGUUAGCAAAUGCAAGCAUGUUCUUCUACUGAGGUUUACAUUGGUGAGUCAUAUUUUAUGUUUGAGCAAUAUUUUGAUAAAAGCAUUUAUAUUAAAAAUCUAUUUUUUCACCCAUACCAAAUAACUGCAAUUCACCUGCAACUUCCGAGUUUUUCAUUUAUUUCAAACAUGUGUUUUUUUCUCACAUUUUUGCUAUACUGAUAACUGUUAUCAUAAACGCUCUCAUUCACUCUCUCACUAGAACUUUGUACCACAGACCACAUCGAUCUGAUUGGUCUGUAAGUGACCAAUAAGCUUUCUUUGUAUUCAAGGAUCAAUCAAACGUAACCAAGCAAGUGAACCUUGCGAUCAGUCACUCUUGACACAGGACAGCUGUACUGUAAGUUCAUCAUGAACAGAGCAUGGACUAUGUUCAAGUCUCAUCCAUACAUCUCCAAUGUGGUGGGAUACACAGCGCUGUUUGCCACAGCAGACCUCAUUCAGCAAAGCAUGAUGGGAAAAUCAUUGAUAAAAGAGACAGUGAACAAGCAAGAUCACGAUCACCCAGAUAAAGAAAUAUUAGGAGCAGUACAACACAAUCCACAUCCUCACUGCAUUGACUGGUCCCAGACUGCUCGGGUGGCACUGGUUGGGUUCUGUUUCCAUGCCAACUUCAAUUACCAUUGGUUACGAGCAUUAGAAAAGAUGUUUCCAGGGGGCGGGACCAAAAGAAUAUCCAUUAAAGUGUUUCUGGACCAACUAAUUGCAGCACCUACAACUAUAAGUGCUUUUUACAUUGGUUUGAGUACACUAGAAGGUGCAGAAGAUCCUUUUAAAGACUGGAGAAAUAAAUUUUGGACUUCUUAUAAGACUGGAGUGGUGUACUGGUCAACAAUGCAGGCUGUGAAUUUCUCCCUGGUCCCACCAGUGGCUCGUACUGUCUAUGUUGGAGGAGUCGCUCUUGUCUGGACUGUGUUUCUCUGUCAUAUUAGGCAGCAGAAGACUGACUCUCUGAGCUAGUCUUUAUUCAGAUUUCUGAAUUAGAAAAGUACAGACCACAUACAGCAGCAAUAUAAAAUAUGAUGUGUCUUAAAAUGUUUUUUGGGCAGCUAUUUUUAAGGAGCAGGCAGGUUUAUAUUAAACUUUUUAUUAGUAUCAAUGUUAUAUUUUUGCAUGUUUUCUUUAGCAAAACCCUUUUUGAAUGGAUCUGGUUAGAGAGACCUAAUAAUGGGCUAAAAUGUAUUAUGCAUGUUUAUUAAAGUGUAAACUAUUUACAAAUCAUUCAAACAUCAGGGUGGCACAAUCUCAAAAAACAUGAGAUCCCUAAUGGGUGUUGUAAUAUACUUAAUUAUAUCUCCUUCAAGUGAAGAUAAUGUGUAUAUAUACAUAAAUAUAAAUAAAUGUAUGCAUUAAUUAUGCUGUAUAAGAGGCCUAAAGGGGAGUUAUUUAUAAUUCAGUAUACAGAAAAAGGUACAAAAGCUGUAAUUAGGUACAUUGUACAUUUUAGGUACCAAUAUGCCUUUGUGCAUAUUUAUUUUGUAAUAAUAUGCACCCUUUGGGUACAAAGAUGUACUUUUUAAAGGGUACCGCCCUAGUAACAGCUUUUAUAUCUUUAUUUCUGAUUUAUGA